UUCGAUGCUCUUCCUGUUUCAGGGCGUUAAUGCGCAUCCAGCAACUCGAAGCUCCGGAGGAAACAAGUCUCUGCGGCCCAGGACACGACACGUCAGGUCCGAGGAGGAAACAGCGGCUCCGAAGGAAAACUCAACCCAGGGAAACAGUCUGGGACUCGGCAGUAACCAUGGUGGGCGAACGCCGCAAUGGGAACCUGCUGGUCCAGCUGGGCCCGAAGUUGCAGGCGUAUCCCGAGGAGCUGAUCCGCCAGCGCCGAACCCAUGAUAGCCAAACUGAGUACCUGAUUCGUUGGUGCCUCGUCACCAUCGAUGACGGCUCCAGCUCUGCGGGCGGGGCCAGGGAGACAGGUGGGGCGAGUGGUGGCAACUCUGGAGUGGGCGGGUCCAGCAGCUCCACAUCAGGUGAAUCCAAAUCAGAGAACAUCCUGAUGUGGAUGUCGACAGAGGAUGUGUAUGCCAACUGCCCCACUCUGCUGGGUAAGAGGAAAACAGACCCACAGCGCCCCCUGCAGCUACAGGAGAAGCAGCAGGGCGGUGAGACAUCAGAUGGAGGCCAGAGGAUCGGUGGCGACGACUUCCCAGCCGACGCCACCUUUGAUGAGGUGGAGCUGUCGGACAUGAAGGAGGAUGUGAAGAACCUGGUGCGUCGGGCAAGGAAGCAGAUGGCAAAAAAGAGCGAUUUCUCCAUCAGCAUCACACACACCAUCCACGUGCUUAGUGCCUACGCCAGCAUCGGCUCGCUGGUCGGCGUCUUCAAGGAAACCGGCGCCCUCAACCUACUGAUGGAGCUGCUGUGCAACAAGGAGACGCAGACCAGACGCAGUGCCGGGAAGAUGCUCCGCGCGCUGGCCUCACAUGACGCAGGAAGUCGAGCGUACGUCCUCCUGUCUCUUAGUCAGCAGGAUGGCAUCGAGCAGCACAUGGACUUCGACAACCGCUACACGCUACUGGAGCUAUUUGCCGAAACCACGUCCUCAGAGGAGCAUGGCAUCUCCUUCGAGGGGAUUCACCUGCCUCAGAUUCCAGGAAAGCUACUGUUCUCUCUGGUAAAGCGCUACCUGUGCGUCACAUCUCUCAUGGACAAACUCAACACGACGGGGACAGAUUCUAGCUCUGAAAGACAGGAUGCCAGCCCCUCCCCCGCCUCCACCAGCACUGGCCACCAUAUGGAGCACCUACGGGUCCAGAGGGAGUUUGACUUCACCAUGGCAAUGGCCAAUCUGAUCUCAGAGCUGGUCCGAGUGAUGGGCUGGGACCGCAACCGCCUGCUCCCCGACGGCUCUGCAUACUGCCUCGGAGGAGGAGUCUGCGGGGAAGAGCAGGUAGAGGAUCCGUCUCACCCUGUCCUCAGGUCCAUCUUCCAACCUAGAUUCUGCACCUCCCCCAUUGCUCUCCCCAUCAACUCUUCCGUCGCAGUGCCUGCCAUUACACCGCCGAAGAAGAAGUUGGGAAACGGAUUCAAAACACGUUCCGACUUUGCUUGCCGUUCGGCCUACGUGGAGUACGUCCAGGACAACCUGAAGAGCGGCAUGAUGGUCCGCAUGCUUGAGGACUACGAGGAGGUGAGCGCUGGGGACGAAGGAGAGUUUCGCUACAGCAAUGACGGCUCGCCACCUGUUCAG
Molecule: messenger RNA, 1622 nt
Organism: Paralichthys olivaceus (Japanese flounder)
Lineage: Eukaryota; Metazoa; Chordata; Actinopteri; Pleuronectiformes; Paralichthyidae
Source: RefSeq, a predicted model, not a curated record